AAAAGAUAGUGGUUUGGAAAAGUUUGUUGGACCCAAUCUUGCAAGUAAAAGACAAAUCAAACUCUAACUAAUAAAUUGGCCAUUUCUCUCGUUCCAAACUAACACUACUUGUCAUUAAUUAUUUUCUCCCCAUACCAAAGCAAAGAAGAAGCUAAGAAGAAGAAUAAAAAUGGUAGCUAAAAACAGGCAUGAACUCCCUCCUGGUUUUAGGUUUCAUCCAACGGAUGAAGAACUAAUCAUGUUCUAUCUCCGCAACCAAACGACGUCGAAGCAUUGCCCGGGUUCCAUCAUACCCGAAGUCGAUGUUUACAAGUUCGAUCCCUGGGAAUUGCCUGAGAGAGCAGAAGUAGGGGAAAACGAAUGGUACUUUUUUACCCCUCGAGAUAGGAAGUACCCGAACGGUGUUCGGCCAAAUAGGGCAGCGGUUUCGGGUUAUUGGAAGGCCACGGGCACGGACAAGGCCAUCUAUAGCGGCUCGAAGUAUGUUGGCGUGAAGAAGGCUCUUGUGUUCUACCAAGGUAGGCCACCUAAGGGCACCAAGACCGAUUGGAUCAUGCACGAGUAUCGUCUUAUUAAUGAAUCAAAACCGCAACCGCCCAAGCAAGAUGGUCGGUCCAUGAGGUUGGAUGAUUGGGUGUUGUGUAGAAUAUACAAAAAGAAGAGGAUGGUGAACAAUGAUAAGGGUAUUGAGAUGAAAGUUGAGGUGGUGGAGACCCAAACCCAAGUUGUACCCAAUAGUGAGGUUGUGAACAAUAAUGUUAUUGCAAGUGGGGCACAAGGUUUGAUGCUUCCAAGGCCAUGUUCAUUGACACAUCUAUGGGAGUUGGAUUAUUACUAUGGCUCAUCAUCAUCAUCACCAUUUCCCCAACUCUUCAUGAAUGACAAUAGUUAUUCUCACCAUGCAGACUAUGACGACCAUGAAAUUCCAUGCAUGAGCAAUGGUGGAAAUGUCGCUUUUGCCCUUGGUCAAAGUCAAACUCUACAACAAUAUUAUAGUCAAGGUAGCAACAACAUCUCCAAUAAUAGUAAUCAGCCUAUGCAUGUUUGUGUGAACCAUGUCACAUUCCAAUAUUAGUCGCAACGAGGAAGAGUACGUUGUCAACGUGAAUUAUUGUUAUAUUGGAUUCACUUUAAUUUUGAUUUCUACAAAUGUAAAAUAUAUAUAAUGUACUGUAAAUUAUAUAGGUACUAUAAUUUUCUUUAGACUACGUCUGUAAAAUACAUGGAUGCAAUGUAUUAUAUGUUGUGAGAAAAUGCUAAAACAAUGAUGAGAAGUGUAGCUAUCCUCAAUUGAAUUGUGACUCCAUGUAUAAAGUGAUCACUCUUAU
Messenger RNA from Cuscuta campestris, 1328 nucleotides. NCBI's taxonomy places the organism in Eukaryota, Viridiplantae, Streptophyta, Magnoliopsida, Solanales, Convolvulaceae. The record is from the annotation of a GenBank genome assembly.